Messenger RNA from Ipomoea nil (Japanese morning glory), 1341 nucleotides. RefSeq names its product mitochondrial uncoupling protein 5. Gene Ontology annotation, biological process: oxaloacetate transport; mitochondrial transport; succinate transmembrane transport. The transcript has a single exon. The record is from RefSeq and is a predicted model, not a curated record. Gene Ontology annotation, cellular component: mitochondrial membrane. NCBI's taxonomy places the organism in Eukaryota, Viridiplantae, Streptophyta, Magnoliopsida, Solanales, Convolvulaceae. Gene Ontology annotation, molecular function: thiosulfate transmembrane transporter activity; succinate transmembrane transporter activity; sulfate transmembrane transporter activity. The coding region runs from base 261 to 1211 and encodes 316 amino acids.
GCCUCUCAAACCCAUCAUUCAACUCUAAUUCGUCUCCCAUAGCAUAUGUCUCAGAGACCAAACGUUCCUCACUUUUCUUCCAUAGCCUUCGGCCUCCAUUCUCAUCUCCUGGUUUCCAGUGAGAUGAACUCUACUUCCAAUUGGUCUUCUUGAAAGAAAGAUUUGUUUUUUUUUUUUGUUUUCUUGAUUUAUUGGUUCUCGAAUUCCUUCGAAAUUUUUGAUUUCAGAUCUUGAAUCUUUGUUUGUUCUGGUUGUUCGAUAUGGGUUUGAAGGGAUUUGCUGAGGGAGGGAUUGCUUCCAUUGUUGCCGGGUGUUCUACCCACCCGUUGGAUCUUAUAAAGGUGAGAAUGCAGCUCCAGGGGGAAUCUGCGCCGGCGGUUCAGACGCUGAGGCCGGCGCUUGCUUUUCACACCACCGCUGCCCACACCGGUCAAAUUCAUAUUCCUCCGCCGCCGCGAGUGGGGCCCAUUACGGUGGGUGUGAGGAUCGUGCAACAGGAAGGCGUCGCCGCGCUGUUUUCCGGCGUGUCCGCCACCGUCCUCCGACAGACGCUCUAUUCCACCACCCGGAUGGGGCUGUACGACAUGAUGAAGCAGAAGUGGAGUGACCCGAAAACGAAUAACAUGCCGCUGGCUAAGAAAAUCGGGGCCGGGCUUAUCGCCGGCGGGAUCGGCGCCGCCGUGGGGAACCCGGCGGACGUGGCGAUGGUACGGAUGCAAGCCGACGGCCGUCUCCCGGCGGCCCAGCGGCGCAACUACAAGAGCGUGGUGGACGCCAUAACCCAAAUGGCCAAAAACGAGGGCGUCACCAGCCUGUGGCGCGGCUCCUCCCUCACCGUCAACCGCGCAAUGCUCGUCACGGCGAGCCAGCUGGCAUCCUACGACCAGUUCAAGGAAACGAUCCUCGAAAAGGGAAUCAUGAAGGACGGGCUCGGGACCCACGUGACGGCGAGCUUCGCCGCCGGGUUCGUGGCGGCCGUGGCAUCGAAUCCGGUGGACGUGCUGAAGACGAGGAUGAUGAACAUGAAGGUGGAGCCGGGAAUGGCGCCGCCGUACGCCGGCGCCCUUGAUUGUGCCAUGAAGACGAUCAAAGCUGAGGGCCCCAUGGCCCUUUACAAGGGCUUCAUCCCCACCAUUUCUCGCCAGGGACCCUUCACUGUGGUGCUCUUUGUGACAUUGGAACAAGUCCGUAAACUUCUCAAGGACUUCUGAUUCCGGUGAUGAUAAUGACGAAGAAGAAGAAGAAAAAGCAAAGAAUAAAGUUAUUAUUAUUAUUUUUUUAGUUUAAUUCUGGUUUUACUAUUCUCUAUUCUUAAGGCGUGUGGAUUUAUGAAAGGAUUAU